ACAGCUAUUAAACACGCAGCAGCCAGCCACCGCCAGACUCUCCAGUCUCCAAGUCCAAAAAGGCCAACCAAAAUGGAGCCGAAGAACUCCCGGUUAGACAGCGCGGCCACCAGCCCGUACGCCACGGCGCCGUCCAGCCCGCGCGGCCGGCGCCUUGUCCCCUCCGAGGGAGCGGCGGGCAGCCUAUUCCUGACGGCGCCGCCGUCGCCCAACCCGCUCGACCUCCUGCCGCCGGCCACCCCGCGCCUCACCGGCACCGGCACCGGCGCCGCCAACCCGUUCGAUCUCUUCCAGCACUUCACCAGCGCGCCCGCCAGCCCCCGCCGCGCCGCGGCCAUAUACGCGCGCUUCGCCGAGGGGAACGAGAGCGGCGGUGACGACGACGGCGACGGCGACGGCGACGAGGAGUUUCAGCCGCGCCGGACGUACGCCGCGGGCGGGUCGUCCGUGCCGUUCGACUGGGAGGAAAGGCCUGGGACGCCGAAGAGGGGACUUGGCGGGGCCGGGGCCGGGGCCGGGGCCGUGGCUGCGGACGAGGCGGCGUGGGCCACAGAAUUCGAGUUCGGCAAGGCCGCACCGGCCGAGACGCUUACGACGGCCGACGAGCUCUUCGAGAAGGGCAAGAUCAGGGCUUCGAAGCCGACGCCCAAGACGGCCGACGAACCCAAGGUCCGUCCGCUGAAGCCGCCGCCCGGGCUGCUCGACGGCGGGAGCGUCCCGCCGUCGCCUAUGGGUCGAGGCGGCAUGCGGCGGAGGAGCAGAGCGAGCUCCGGUGUCGACUUCGACCCGUUCACCGCCGCGCUGCUGGAGGCAACCAAGGCGCCAGCGCCGUCCCCGCUCGGCGAGCCCAGGAAACCGGCCACGCGUGCGCGUCCCGUGCCGAGGAGCGCGAGCGCCGGGUGGAGAAGGUGGCGGCGGCUCAGCCUCAGCGACCUCCUCCUGUUCCGAAGCUCAUCCGACGGCGGCCGCGUCGACGACCAGGACCCCGACGUGAAGCCAGUGCAACGGUUCGUCGUGCGGCCCGUCAAGGAGGCGGGCGCGCAGGCGCAGCCGGCGGUGACGGUCAAGGCCGUCGCGAAAGGCGACGACAUGGGCAAGGACUGGAAGCAGCAUGGCAACAGGAACGUGGCCGCGGCGGCGGAGAGCGUCGCCGGGUGCGCUCGGCUGAGCCCGCUGCAGCGGCUGGCCAAAGUGCUCGGUGCGUACUCGUUGCACCACCGCCGCGAUAUGGCGUCGCCGGCAAACAAAGGGUGAAGGAUCGUAGCGUUAUUGUUUUGCCGUGUUUCUCUGCCCGGUUAUUGUUCAUACAAGAGUACAAGACGUAUCUUCGUUUGCAUAGUGUGAAACCAUGUCCAAGUGCAAUUUGCAACAAAUAGUGCUCUUCUUAUUGGUUUCUCACUCUGA
Messenger RNA from Zea mays, 1404 nucleotides. RefSeq lists its product as uncharacterized. The coding region runs from base 73 to 1254 and encodes 393 amino acids. The record is from RefSeq and is a predicted model, not a curated record. NCBI's taxonomy places the organism in Eukaryota, Viridiplantae, Streptophyta, Magnoliopsida, Poales, Poaceae. The transcript has a single exon.